AUGGCUCGUUUGAGAGGAUCUUCCAUCUUCCAUGUUUUGCUGCUAGCAGCAUUAUUAUUACCAGAGUUUCUGUUGGCUGGCCCUGUGACCCAGCAUUUAAAAGGAGAUGAUGGAAGUGAGGAAAAGGCAGGCUUUGAAGCAGUUCCAAAGAAACUAAUCCGCAACAGGAGAAACAUCAGUUGGUACAAGCAGCACUCUGACUUCUGGAGCUGGUACAAAUACUUCACUGACAAUGGGAACCAAGAGGGAGUUGCAGAGCUGGAUCGUGUCUAUCUUGCAUACUUGCAGAACAAGAAUCGGGCUGAGGCACGUCAUUCCUACAAGCUGUACCUGCAGCACCUUAGUGACAUCUACAAAUCUUGUGCCGAGUCUGAUGACUCAAAUUGUGUGGCCUCGUACACCAACAGACCCAAACCCAAAGCUGAGGCACCAGUGCCUGCCCCAGUCAAGUCUUGUGACCCUUACAGAGACCCAUACUGCUUGUACUCGAAGGGAUACUCAUAUUACCCAUACAUGGCUCCAGCCCCAGCCGCUGUCAAAGCCCCUGCACCUGCCCCAGUCAAAGCCCCAGCCUACAUCCACACGCCUGUGGUGAAGGAUCCACGUUCUGGUUACUACUACUACUCUCCGUUGGUGCAACCCUUCCUGCCAGCCGAGCAGAGGGCCGAGCUGUUGCGCAUCUGUGACGCCGAGGAUGUCGAGUGUCUUCAGUACCACCUCCGUGCUGCUUACGGAUACAAGCCCGCUGCUGCCCUAGCCCCAUCCUACGCCCAUCUCGGCUGUGACCCUAAGGCCGAUCCUCACUGCAUCCCCCAUCUGGUCCAGAAGGCGCCAUCUGGUCUGUACCUGCGUUAUCCCCAUUGUGACCCUCGAGUUGACCCAUACUGUGCUUAUGCUGCUGCUCUGGCAUCCUCACAAAACCUUGAAGCCCCUUCUUCUGGCUUGGAGAGACCCUGCAACCCUCUCUACGAUGAUAACUGCAACCCUCUGACAGCCACAAGGUUUGGCAGCCUGGCUCCUGAAGAUCUGAAGGACGAGCCCGCCUCUGAAGCCGGUGCCAUGCGGGCACCUCCGAGCCCUCGUCGCGACCCUUAUGCCAUGCACCGAGAUGCAUCUGCUGGGGCUGACCUGCGAAGACACCUGCCUACACAUCUCCAACCUCCAAGGCACCAACCAGAGGAACCUCAACAUCCUCUGGGACCCAGAGGGAAGACCAAGGAGGGAUAUGACUGUUUCAUCGGGUAUGAUGAAGAGUGCUUCCCACUGGGUUUCCAAAACGAGCACCGUCCUGCUGUGCACAGACAGCCGUCCAACCCAACUGAAGCCUACGAGCCCCACCUGAAUGUCGAUGGAACCAGGAAUGGAGUGAUCGAACCUGAUCCUGACUGUGACCCAGAGUACGACAGAAACUGCCGCUUGCGCCGCUACAAACCUGAGGUGGCCGAACCCGCCAGUCCAUCACCUCAAGAGGAGUCAGCCCAGGAGGAAUCCCACCGUGAGCAGGUCCCUCAGCAUAGAGAAGAGUCCUACCCUGAGGCCCCAAGCUAUGACCAGCAGCAAUAUGAGCCCUACAUGAGCAGACAAGAGGAUCCAUAUGCCAGAUACGGCCCCCAGGAACCAGGAGCGACUAGCUUUCAGGAUGUCCUGAGAGGAUACGGUGGUCGGUAUCCUGGUCAGGAUGACCACCGUGCCUACAACGGAGACUACAGAAAGAAAUAA
Messenger RNA from Sinocyclocheilus anshuiensis, 1719 nucleotides. RefSeq lists its product as uncharacterized. The record is from RefSeq and is a predicted model, not a curated record. Lineage: Eukaryota; Metazoa; Chordata; Actinopteri; Cypriniformes; Cyprinidae. Bases 1 to 1719 code for a protein of 572 amino acids. The transcript is spliced from 4 exons.